Drosophila busckii is the source of this 4114-nucleotide messenger RNA. RefSeq names its product axin (gene Axn). The record is from RefSeq and is a predicted model, not a curated record. The coding region runs from base 1202 to 3409 and encodes 735 amino acids. Lineage: Eukaryota; Metazoa; Arthropoda; Insecta; Diptera; Drosophilidae. Gene Ontology annotation, biological process: negative regulation of canonical Wnt signaling pathway. The transcript has 12 exons.
AAUACAAGUGAAAAAUAUUUAGUGUGCUUAGUGCUAAGCAAUAAUUUAUUAAAUUUAUAUGUUAUGUUUUGUGCGAACGUUGUGCAGGUGAAAUGAAAAAAUGCUGUAAAUUAAACAUUUUUUCACUACGUACUCUCUGGCCAAGAGUUGCCAGAGGAGUUUGCAUUGGCUCCUACUCCUGCCACCGCCUUAAAAAAACGCCAAUACACACUGCUCAAAUGUCCAAGAGGUGUGUAAUUUAAGUAAACAUUCGUCCGUACUAUGAAUGCAAUCAAAACGCUGGAGCACUUUCAACUCGAAACUGGCGCAGAUGAUAAUAAAAAUGCUUUCACAGACAAUCACAAUUAACCACCUAAUAAAAUUCAGCUAAAACGCGUCCGUGCUACAUACAUAUAUAUGUAUAAACAUAACCGGCGACUGCAAUUACAACUGGAAUUGGAACUGCAAUUGCAUCUGCAUCUGAAGCCUGCUGCAACUGUUGUUUAUUAGCCUUGUUUAGCUUAUAAUUUGGCGUCACACACAUUGUCGCCGUUGUCGUGCCUAUCUCUCGCUCUCUCUGUCUCUCCAUUCUCUUGUUAUACUCGCUUUAUUUUGUUUACGUUGUUAGAGCCCUUUUUGCUUGUGCAAUUACAAUUACAAAAAACAACAAAACAAACUCAACGCUGAGCAUUUAAAUCAAAAUGUUAACUUCCUUGUUGCGUUCGCAAACAAAUUCACGUCCAGCAACAACAACAAGAGCAACAAGAACCGCAAUCAAUUUACACCCGUCCACGAAUAUAUCUUCUCGCCAGCAACUGCGAAUUAGCCAAGCAUCGAAUGAGACAAAUGGAAUUGCAAGAAUCUAACAAAACUGCAGUUUUUGGAAUCCCAAAAUCUCCUAUAUAUCCACAAAAACCUAAUGCAAAUUACAUAUGCCUUGUCUAACUGCCUUCCAAAUUCGCAAACGAUAUACACCAAGUUCAUCUUCCAUAUCCCAAAUAUUUUUGAAAAAAAUAUCUGGCGUUUGUGAUUUGUUAAAACGUGUUUUGAUUGUAUUUAAAACUUUAAGCCUAAGCCUAGGAAUAGCAUAAAUAUUAUUAAAAAAAAAAAAAAUAAUCCAAAAAGCAAAAGCAAAGUGUAAAAAACUUUGUUAUUGUUGUUGUUUUUGCUGGCGCCACACGGAGCAGUAAACAGUGCAGCGUGUGCAGCAUUUAAAAGUGGCAUGAGCCAUUCAUCGGGACUCCGGAAACAUGUUGAUAAUGAGUGUAGUGGGCCAAGACCACCAGUACCCGGAGAAGAGAGCCGUGUUAAAAAGAUGACCGAAGGGGUUUUAGACACCUCUAGAAACUCACCUCCAUCAUAUUUGAAUUGGGCACGCACACUUAAUCAUCUGCUAGAAGAUCGCGAUGGUGUGGAGCUGUUCAAGAAAUAUGUGGAAGAGGAGGCGCCCGCCUACAAUGAUCAUCUUAAUUUUUAUUUUGCCUGCGAAGGUCUUAAACAGCAAACAGAUCCAGAGAAGGUGAAGCAAAUCAUUGGCGCUAUUUACAGAUUUUUGCGCAAGAGCCAGUUAUCCAUUUCUGAUGAUUUGCGCACACAAAUCAAAGCCAUUAAAUCAAAUGAACUACCGCUUAGUCCGCAUAUCUAUGAUCCCAUGCAGCAUCAUGUGGAGGCCACCAUACGGGACAGCAUAUAUCCGAGUUUUCUCUGCUCCGAAAUGUACAUACACUACAUACAACAAAUGUCGGCCUUGCAGGAGCGCUUCAGCAGCAGCGGCGCCACUGCAUCGGGCAGCGCUGGCAGCAGCGGUAGCGGCGGCAGCUGUGCCAGCAACACAGGCAGCAUUGCCGGCGCUUGUGCCUUGCCAGCGGCUAGCUCCAAGCAACAGCAGCAGCAGCAACAACUGCCGCCGGGUAUAUUCAUCAACUUGCCAAUGAGCAGUAGCAGCGCUGCUGGCAUGCCGACUGGCGCCUGCAGUGCCAGCGGUAGUGUCUAUGGUCCAUCCACAUCUGCGAGCUCGAGUGGCUCGAUUAGUGCCACCGAUACACUGCCACGCAGCUCAACGUUGCCCACGCUGCAUGAGGAUUCGGAGCUAUCGCUUUGCGAUGAUUUCGAGAAAGUGCAACUGGAUGGCGGACGUUCUAACAACGAUUUUCCCAUGCGACUCACGCGUGAUCUUUUAAUGGCAACGCAGAAAAGAAGACUGGAAAUUCGACCACCUGGAGCUCAUGGUUAUGUUUAUACCGCGAGCACCAAUACAUCAUUUGUACCAAACUCGCGCGUUGAUUCGGAGAGAGCCAGCGUUAGCUCCGGCGGACGCACAGACUCCGACACAAUGUCGCUGUCGAGCUGUUCAAUGGAUGGUCGUCCCUAUAUUGAGCGCAGACAUAGUUCAACUGAAAGCAAGGCAAUACGUCAAAGCGCCAUGGCGAAUAAGGAAACCAACAGCUUUCAGGUUAUACCACGCACGCAGCGCUUGCAUUCGAACGAGCAUCGACCGCUAAAGGAAGACGAACUGCUGGCCUUGUUGAUACCCAAACUGGAGGAGGUGAAGCGUAAACGUGAUUUAGAAGAACGUGCGCGCCUAGAGAGAUUGCCAGCGAGCAGUGAAAAAUCCAGUGCUAGUGAUCAAGCCUUUGCUCAGGCGAUACGUGAGAAAUUUGCACUCGACGAUGAUAACGAUCAAGCUAUACUCGAUCAGCAUGUAUCACGUGUGUGGAAAGAUCAAACGCCGCAUCGUUCGCCUGGCACUAUGUCACCCUGCCCACCCAUACCUUCAAGAAGACGCACAGCCACACAUGACUCGGGCAUGGUCAGUGAUGGUGCCAUGAGUUUGAGUGGACACUCAAUGAAGCACUCAAAGUCCAUGCCUGAUCAUCCCAGUUCCUGUUCGAGGAAGCUAACAAACAAAUGGCCCUCAAUAAACACAGACAGUGGCAUUAGCAUGUUCUCUGAUACCGUUAUGAAGUACAAGGAAUCUAGCUCCCGCUCUGGUUCAAGCACGGCCUCCAAAUUGGAAGAACCAAAACGAAGACUGGAAGACGAGCCGCGACGCGGCCGUCGCUAUGCGCAACCGCAGCUACAAGCCCAUAUGGGUGCAACUUCCUUUAGUAGCAGUAGUGGCAGCAAUCCCCUGCAUCAUCAGACAGCGACGGGCGCACCACCGCCGCUGCCAAUUAAACCGCCGGAAACCGUUGUCGUAUUUUCGUUUUGCGAAGAGCCAGUUCCAUACAGAAUCAAAAUACCUGGCACACAGCCAACCCUGCGACAGUUCAAGGACUAUUUGCCACGAAGGGGUCACUUUAGGUUCUUUUUUAAGACACAUUGCGAUGAUCCCGACAGUCCAGUGAUUCAGGAAGAGAUUGUCAACGACUCCGACAUACUGCCCUUGUUUGGAGAUAAAGCGAUGGGUCAUGUCAAACCAUCCGAUUAAAUAGUAUUAAGCCUUAUGUGUAGAUUUUUCUAUUAAGCUAUUUAGUGUGGAACUCAAGAGAGAGUAGGGGUGGUCGGAAUUAUCUAUGCAAGUAACAAAAAACUCGAGAUGCUAUGCCCAGAAAUCAAAACUUAAAUAGAACUAAACUGUACAUUCAAUAGGACAUUUUUUAGUAAGCCACCAUCACACAAAACUAUUGUACUUUUUGAAAGGGGGUCGGAAGACAGAAAGUGAGGGUGCGGGAUCGGGAGCGGGAGCAAUGUGUUUCAUAAUUUCGUCCUGAACAUCUGGAGGUAUUUUUUUAAACAUAUAUGUACAUAUAUAUAUAUAUUUAAAUAUUAAACAGCAGAUAACAUAUUUAAGCAUUCAACAUCACAUACAUACAUGCAUAUGUAUGUAGUUUAUGUUUCGCCAUAUACACAUAUGUACGUUCCACAUCGACAAACCCUACAAAACAGUUGAAGAAGAUUAUUGAGCACAGCACAAAACAAAGCAAAAAAAAAAAAAUUGUAACAUUUAAAGAGAUUUUGAAUUUGUUUGUUACUUUAAAAUACUAACUAUGGACUGCCUGCAAUAUCAAACAAUAUUUUUUGUUAAUAUUUUUGUAAUGUGCAUUUUUUAUGGUAUGCAAAAAUGAUAUUAACAAAGUUAGCUGCAACUUGACGAAAAAUCAAAAGAUAAACUGUUUUAUUUUUGUAUUAAACU